This is a messenger RNA of Aspergillus ochraceoroseus IBT 24754, 362 nucleotides long. RefSeq lists its product as uncharacterized. Bases 81 to 281 code for a protein of 66 amino acids. The record is from RefSeq and is a predicted model, not a curated record. The transcript has a single exon. Lineage: Eukaryota; Fungi; Ascomycota; Eurotiomycetes; Eurotiales; Aspergillaceae.
GGAGUCUGGUUUGGGUUUGAUUUGUUCGGCAGGAAGGUAAUUUGCCCUAGAUUUAUUUUAUUUUAUUUUAUUUUUUUGGCAUGGACUAUGAUCCCGCAACCCUGCGAAGCCCCGGGAUACUUCCUCUUACUACUGUCGGCAAGAUUUUAGGUGUAUAUCCGGGCAUAUGCGUGUUUGGCGCUAUUUUGGCAGGUUUCUUGAUAGGAGAAGAGGGCGCUUUUUCAUCCGGCGCUUUGGAUCCUUGUUCCUUAGCCGCUCUUCUGCCUGUGGAAUGCUUGUAGGAUGUGGUUUAUUGGAAUUGUUGCUAGUCUGAUACCAUUUGUGUUUUGGGGGUUUUUAUAUUAUUAUUGGACUUUAUUUUC